Molecule: messenger RNA, 1593 nt
Organism: Tripterygium wilfordii
Lineage: Eukaryota; Viridiplantae; Streptophyta; Magnoliopsida; Celastrales; Celastraceae
Product: cyclin-D1-1-like
Exons: 6
Coding region: 239-1177 (312 amino acids)
Biological process (GO): mitotic cell cycle phase transition; regulation of cyclin-dependent protein serine/threonine kinase activity
Cellular component (GO): cytoplasm; cyclin-dependent protein kinase holoenzyme complex; nucleus
Molecular function (GO): cyclin-dependent protein serine/threonine kinase regulator activity
Source: RefSeq, a predicted model, not a curated record
GGUGGGACACGGAAAUUUUCCUCAACUCCCGAAGCAAAGCCAUUGUCUCAUAUUUAUAUCACACAACACUCAAGAGGAGGAGGCAAGGAUAGUAAAUAAACCACCCUAACAAACAAAAAUAUCAAAGCCAUUUCACUGAUACAUCGGCGCGUCACUCUCGCGGCGAGUUUGGGGGGAUCGAGACCCUUCGUGAUGGGGCGAGAAUGAGAAAGUAUCAUCAUCGGCGGCUUUGGCGAUCAUGUCGUUUUCGUACUCCGAUUGUUUCUCGGACCUUCUCUGUUGCGAGGACUCCGGCGUAUUAUCCGACGAGUCUCUGGCGGAAUGCUCGUCGGACUUCGAUUCUACGUCCUGCGGCUUCGAGGAGGAAUCGAUCGCCGGUUACAUUGAAGAUGAGAGACACUUCGUCCCCGGUGUUGAUUACUUGUCUCAGUUCCAAUCCCGCUCUCUCGAUGCUUCCGCCAGAGAACAAUCCGUUGCCUGGAUUCUUAAGGUGCAGGCAUAUUAUGGAUUCCAACCUCUAACGGCUUAUCUAUCCGUCAACUACUUGGACCGAUUCCUUUAUUCCCGACGUUUACCGCAAACAAAUGGGUGGCCAAUGCAACUCCUAUCCGUGGCUUGCUUGUCAUUAGCUGCUAAGAUGGAGGAGCCUCUGGUUCCUUCCUUAUUGGACCUUCAGGGUGAAGGUGCGAAAUAUAUAUUUGAACCAAGAACAGUCCGGAGGAUGGAGUUUCUUGUUCUGAGUGUAUUGGAUUGGAGGCUGCGCUCCAUAACACCAUUUACCUUCGUAACUUUCUUUGCAUGCAAGCUCGAUCCAACAGGAAAUUAUGUGGCCUUUCUAAUUAAAAGGGCCACCAGGAUCAUUUUCUCUAACGUCCAAGAGGCCAGCUUUGUAGAGUAUUGGCCAUCAAGCAUUGCUGCCGCAGCGAUACUUUGUGCAGCCAAUGAAAUACCAAACUUGUCUCUUAUUGUUGAUCCUCAACAUGCUGAAUCAUGGUGUGGUGGCCUCAGCAAAGAAAAAAUCAUUAGGUGUUACCGGUUAAUCCGGGCGAGAAUGAGGUCCAGCAGUGACUCAUCUUCUUCUUCAUCAUCAUCUUAUAAAAGAAGAAAAUUAAAUGACUUUUUUUGGGAAGAAGAUGACAAAUUAAAUGAAACUCCGACAGAGCGAGGGAUUAAUUGAUAAUCAAAAGGAGAUCAAAGAAAAAAAGAUCGAAGCAAUGGUGAUCCGAGUUCUGUAGAUUCCUCAAAUAUUGUCUUGGAGGGUUUUAAGAGUAAUUUGACAUAUGAGUGAUGUAGAUUAUUUGGCAUAUAUAUUUCCUUAUGUGCACAUAGGAGUUUGGUGAGAGGAGAGAUUAUUAUUAAAUUUGUUUUUUGGAUUGUUUUUGUGAGUGAGAGAGAUAGCUUUACCAUUCAUGAGUGUAAUUAAAUGGUAUUGCUCUCGCAGAUUCCCAAGGGAAGGGGAUUUGCUUACAAUAAAGUUAUUAAUUUAAUUAUGUGUGGGGGAAAGAGGAGGAAAAAAGAAGAGAAGAUUUUGAGUUGUAAUAACAAUGGAGUCAUAGAUUGAGUGUGAGAAACUUUGAAGAUUUUCAUGCUGUU